AUGGGAUGUGCACCAUCAAUUGGACCUCCAACAGCGAUAAAACCAGCCGAGCAUAUGGAAACAAAUCAUAAUCGUAUAUUUACAAUUGACGAAAGACUAAAAUUAAAAGAAGUAUGGGUAUUAGUUAAACAAAAUAAUUUAAAAAAAUUAGGUGAGGAUAUUGUAGCAAGAGCAUUAGAAAAAAAUUCAUCAUUAAUUAGUUAUUGGCAAAAUGCACUUAUUAUUGAUCAAAGAAAUAAUUUAACAUUUGCUGAGAAUGAUUCAAUGUUAGAUACAGAUUUAAUAUGGAAACAAUGGUAUAAACAACAUGGUUAUAAAAUUCUAGAUAAAAUUGAUCAAUUAAUUAUGAUUAUGGUAACACGUGUGACAACACCAAAUAGUAAUGAUAGUAUACUUGAUGAAUAUUUUCAUCGUAUAGCUGAAAAACAUGUACAAUAUAAAAUAAAACAAGAUCAUGUUGAUAUCAUAUGUGAAUGUUUUAUUGAUUGUUUAAAAAAUUUAAUGUAUCAAAAUCGAAAUGAAUGGACAAUAAAACAUGAAUUAACAUGGAUAAAAUUAUUUACUUUAAUAACAAAUCAAUUUAUAUCACCAACAUCAACCAAAACUAUAUCAUGA
Messenger RNA from Rotaria sordida, 615 nucleotides. Lineage: Eukaryota; Metazoa; Rotifera; Eurotatoria; Philodinida; Philodinidae. The record is from the annotation of a GenBank genome assembly.